AUGGCGAGCUAUUCCGCACACAGCGUGGACGAAGGCACCAUCGACGACACCGACCCAGCCGACAGCGACAAGACUCCGCUGCUUUCAAGAUGGUGCGCCGAAAAGACGACCCCCACGAACCCCAUGAAGGAGCUUCGCAUCGACAAGCUCGUUAUUAACAUCUCCGUCGGCGAAUCCGGCGAUCGUCUGACGCGGGCGUCCAAGGUCCUCGAGCAGCUCACCGGCCAGACACCGGUUACCUCCAAGGCGCGCUACACCGCCGAGGAGAUCCUCGAGCGCGGCCUCAAGGUGAAGGAGUACGAGCUCAAGCGCGGCAACUUCUCCGAGACCGGCAACUUUGGCUUCGGCAUCCAGGAGCACAUCGACCUGGGCGCCCGCUACGACCCCACGAUCGGUAUCUUCGGCAUGGACUUCUACAUCGUCAUGGGCCGCCCGGGGGCGCGCGUCGCACGGAGGAAGCAGAAGAAGGCGCGGGUGGGCUUCCAGCACAAGAUCCGGAAAGAGGACUCGAUGGCGUGGUUCAAGCAGCGGUUCGAUGGUAUCAUCUUGGCGAAGUAG
This is a messenger RNA of Epithele typhae, 558 nucleotides long. RefSeq names its product 60S ribosomal protein L11. Gene Ontology annotation, molecular function: RNA binding; structural constituent of ribosome. Gene Ontology annotation, cellular component: ribosome; cytosolic large ribosomal subunit. The coding region runs from base 1 to 558 and encodes 185 amino acids. The record is from RefSeq and is a predicted model, not a curated record. NCBI's taxonomy places the organism in Eukaryota, Fungi, Basidiomycota, Agaricomycetes, Polyporales, Epitheliaceae. The transcript has 6 exons. Gene Ontology annotation, biological process: translation.